Molecule: messenger RNA, 3233 nt
Organism: Notothenia coriiceps (black rockcod)
Lineage: Eukaryota; Metazoa; Chordata; Actinopteri; Perciformes; Nototheniidae
Product: MAGUK p55 subfamily member 3-like
Exons: 13
Coding region: 70-1419 (449 amino acids)
Molecular function (GO): protein binding
Source: RefSeq, a predicted model, not a curated record
UCUGACAACGAUUUUUAGAUACGAGUGAUAAACCCCAAAGACCCAGGGAAGACUCUUCUGUUGUCAUUGAUGUGUCUGUCUGUGCAGUCUGUCUUCAUGCGGUCCCUCGUCCUCACAGGGUUGGUGCAUGUAGGAGAUGAACUCAGGGAGGUCAACGGAGUCUCUGUCAUCCAGAAGAGGCCCGAUGAGAUCAGUCAGCUGCUGUCCCAGUCCCAGGGCUCCAUCACUCUAAAGAUAAUCCCCGCCAUUAAAGAAGAGGACCGCCUGAAGGAGAGCAAGGUGUAUAUGAGAGCGUUGUUUGACUACAUCCCUUUGGAAGACAAAGCAACGCCUUGCCAAGAAGCAGGACUUCCCUUCAAGCGGGGGGACAUCCUGCAGGUGGUGACCCAGGACGACCACACGUGGUGGCAGGCCAAGCGUGUGGGAGACAGCAACCUGCGGGCUGGACUCAUCCCCUCCAAACUGUUCCAGGAGAGGCGACUGGCCUACAGGAUGAAAAUGGGCACACUCCCGAAUCCAAAAUCCCCUAAAAAGCCUGCCUAUGAGCAAGGAUGUGAUAAAGAGGACUGUGACUGUGAGGGCUAUUUCAAUGGACAGUACAUAGUCUCUCCUAAGUGUAAAGCAGUGGCGCCCUCCUGUGGCCAGGUGUUUUCCUGGGAAUUUUAUUCAGCUGGUUUACGGAGGAGUUUCCGGCUGAGUCGUAAGGACAGGCAAGAUUCCUCCGGAGAGGGCUCUGAUUUUGGGGACAGCGACUACACGACUUAUGAAGAGGUUUCCCGCUACCAGCAGAGGCCCAAUGAGAGGCCCCGUCUGGUGGUCCUGAUCGGAUCCCUUGGAGCACGAAUCAAUGAACUCAAACAGCGGGUGAUUGCUGAAAACCCACAUCGUUUUGCAGUGGCUGUACCACAUACCACCAGGCCCAAGAAGCCUCAUGAGAAGGAGGGUGUGGAGUACCACUUCGUCACCAAACAGCAGUUCGAUGCAGAUGCUUUAAACAACAAGUUCAUAGAGCAUGGGGAAUACAAGGAGAACCAGUAUGGCACCAGUAUAGAGGCUAUCCGCUCUGUGCAGGCCAAGAAUAAAAUGUGUGUGGUGGACGUUCAGCCUGAGGCCCUGAAGAGGCUGCGGACAGCAGAAUUCAAGCCCUAUGUAAUAUUUGUCAAACCUCGUGUUCCGGAGAGCAGACGUCGCCGCAGCGCUGCCACUUCACCAGGAGGGGGGGAGCGCGGCCGCGUAACAGAUGAAGACCUCCAAGAGAUGCGUCAGUCUGCCAUUCAGAUUGAUCAGCAGUAUGGACAACUGGUGGACCGGGUCCUGAUCAAGGAGGACUCAGCCAGUGCCUGUGCAGAACUGAGAGGUAUCUUGGAGAGGCUGGAGCGAGAGUCCUUCUGGGUGCCUAUCAGCUGGGUGCGGACCUAAACCUAACUUCCAGAAGAACUUCACAGCCACAUCAACCAAAUCCUGAACCAGUCCUCUCUUAAUGAGCCGAUACCCCUCCCCUAAAGACCUGCUCCCCUGCCCCGGGGGGCGUUGAACUCUGACUGAUGCAGGAUCAGCCACAAACUAAUGCACAAUAAGGAGAGGAUGAGUCGGAGGAAUACCUCGUUGUCUGGGAUUCUGCAGCAGAAGGUAGCUCUCGUUGCCCAGAAAUCACAGUCUGACUGUCACUUCAAGUCAUAUUUAUUAUUUUUAAAUGAUUGAUCUACUUCAAAGACAAGGGAAAGAAGCAAGUUUGUAGUUUUAGAAGUGUUUUAAUUCCCCACGCUGUCACGGAGAGUGGCAGGUUUGGGGUCCCACUCAGAGGAUUGCUCAGUCAGUCAGCUUUAUUGUGACUCUUGUUGGAGUACCUUUAGUAGCAUGUUUUUUUUAGGUUUAUUCAACUCAAUUCAUCACAGAAUGCUUCCUCUUAAUUCUUACUUGUCAUGUAUCCUGUACAGUAUUAUAUACAACGAAACAUUCAGAAAAACAGGAGAAAAUGAUAUAUAAAGUUAAGUUAAUGUAAUUUUAAACUACUGUGUUUUUUCGCUGAAUAUAAUUUCCACACAUGGACGGAAACACAAUAUUAUCCAAAUGGAAUGUGAGAAUUUCAUUUUCUACAGAACACUUUGUUUAUGGGACACGCAUGAAAACGGAUUCCUCAGUCUCAGAUGUAAAUAUUGUAAAUGUGACCUCCUCGUGUGCCAACGAAAGAUGUCGUAGCACUUCAAUGCAACCUGUUUACCUUUGAUCCCUGGGAACCCACAUCCGUUUGUGUGUAGAAUAAUGCCGUGCACAAAGUGUGUGUGUGGAUGUCACAUUCACUUCCUGUUUUCAAAAACAAAAAAGCGAGGAUGACAUGAUAUCCAUGGAUUGCAAAUCCUUUGUCUUUAUCAGCAGAUACUUUAAUUAAAUCCUAAUUUAAUUCAAUUAUCAAGCAAACAUGCCAAACCUUAUGUGAUCACUGUUUUUCAAGAGACACAGUUUAAUAACUAAUGACCCAGGAACAGAUUAAAGGCCUGGCUUUGAGAUGAUAUACAAUAUACAUGGGAUGUCAUUAUUAAUUAACAGUGGCUAGUAGAAAGUUAUUUCACCUGCUAGUCUCUUCCUAGCACAUUUACACAUGUGUUGUUCUGUGUAAAAAUGUGUUCAAAAGUACCCUGUGUUAUUAUACGUAAGCCAAAUCAAAUGUAUUUUUUUCAGAUUUAUUAUUUUUGGUACAAAACGUUCACUUUUUGUUACUAUCCCUUCGAUGCAGCUCAGCAAUGGACAAGAGGAAAGUUAACUGGAUCUCUUCUCUGUUGAAGCCUUUUCGCGUCAGCUGAACUUCAAAUGUUAUAAUUUCACAGAACAAGGAUCUUGUCCCUUUGCAAUUAUUUCUGAAAUGACUUUAGGUGAGGAUAUUUACAGUCCGCAGGGAGAGGAGAGACGAUUACGAAGAACAUUAGCUCCUUUCAAGUACAUAUCAACAUGUGCGUAUCAUAUCAAAAUAGACUUGUAAGAAUGUAAGUCUACUUCAUUGGGUUUAUUGACACAAAACCGAUGAUCUAUGUGGCUUGACUAAAGGAUGGAAUAACGAUUCUACACUGACAUUUCUAUUGUUUGUGUGGUUAAAAUGAAGCAGCUUCUUGAUGCUUUGUUUUGUUGAAAGAUGCCAUGUUCUCUUGAUGUCUUCAUGUUCUGGACAAACCCAGAAUGUUGAGUUUAUAACAUGACCUGUACAAAGUGCCAUAAUUAAAGCUAGCUGAGUCAAAUAA